Molecule: messenger RNA, 2552 nt
Organism: Acanthaster planci (crown-of-thorns starfish)
Lineage: Eukaryota; Metazoa; Echinodermata; Asteroidea; Valvatida; Acanthasteridae
Source: RefSeq, a predicted model, not a curated record
UCAAAUACUGGACAUGGAGAACGUAAGGAAUCACACCAGAAAUGGAAAAGAAUUGUGAAAAGUGAUUUUGUGAUCGAGAGAGUCGGAAGAAAAUUUCAAAUUUGACGAUGAACCAAAAGGGGAAUUACCACCGCAGUCCAUAUAGUGGUGGCGUGCCAGGGUGGGGCGAGUCGCCCAUGCACCAAAGGGGUCCUCACCCGGGAGGUCAGCCGGGAUACUGGGGGCAACGAGGACCGUCUCCGCAUGGCCGAUCGUUUGAACACAGAGGGCCACCAGGGCACACCCCCAGGCCCAGGCAGUCCCCCAGGGGUCAGUUCCCAUCCCCCAGGGUUCAGUUCCCCUCCCCAAUGUACUCAUCGUCCCCGUAUGCACAGCAGACUCCUCACCAGCAGCACCGCAUGGGCCACAGGAGGGGAGGGGCCGGCUCGCCCAGAUUUCCUCAGUUUGGGGGGCGUAACUCAGGAGGCGGGCAUUUCACGCCGCCACGGCAUUCCUCACUGGGACAGACUAACAGCUCUGGAACUGACGGCAGUGGAGACGAUAUCAGUGAGUACUAUAAGCAUUCCAUGGUUGAGGACCCAUGGAAAGACCUCUCACCAAUGCCAGCGAGAACAGGAACAGCAACAUAGCAACAGGAAUGGGUAACCAUGACAAUGACUUUGUGUUAAUUGGCUGACCCCACGGCAGUCUUAACUUUGGCCAGUCUUGCCAGUCUUGGUUCUAGAACUGGCACAGUGGUUCUAGGAUUGGCAUUUUGGUUCUAGAACUUGGCCCUGUGUAUGUAUGACCAGGUUAUCAAUGUACAGAAGACUGUCGGAUUCUGUUUGAGUGCAUUGUUGCCAAUGAAUGAACGGAUGGUUCCAGAACUGGAACGGUAGUUCCAGAACGAAAACUGUGGUUCCAGAAUUUGUCCAGUAUUUCCAGAGCUGGUAUAGUGAUUCCAGAUCUGAUGCAGAGGUUCCAAAACUGGAAGAGUCCUGGGUUUGCCAUAUUAGCAUGUAUACUUGUGCAAUGGAAAGUUAGUUGAUGGGAACAUUCUUAAUCUAGUUCCCAGUCCUGUGCAUUUGCAACAGAAUGCCUUUUGAGCCUUAGUUUCUUACCGGCAAUCGCUACUGAUGGACACCAAUGCACAAAGGAACGGCUAGUUUUAUCGCCAAAUGUGACUCCAUCCACACUGACCUGCAGACAAGCUCAGAAGACCUGGCAUUGUCUUUAUCACCAUUGCUUCUGAAUUGAAAACCCCAAGAAAAAAAUGCUUCAGUGCCUUUGUGAAUGGUAGCACAGAACGGAAGAAUUUUGAAGAUCUAGAAUGGGCACGGUGACUUAAGUGGCAAAAGUUUUUCUUUGUUUUUAGUUUUGUUUGUUGGUUUUGUUAUUUUUAAGUUUGUUUGUUUUUUUAAAUAAUUAUUUUAGGGCUUGAUCACUUUAUGGAGUUUUCAAAACUAAAGUGCCAUGGAAAAACUGAAAGUUCUUAAGUAGUAUUUUAUGUAUUUUUUUUAUUAAUAUCCAGGAAGGCGAAAAUAUUUUGUGUCGGGAGGGCUUUUAAAAAGAGUUUAAAUCUGUCAAUGGGUGUGAACAUUCACAGACACGUAUACACAAUCACUGGUCACUCCCCUGGGUUCUAGGUUAAGCAGUGAUUUUAAAAUGUACAGUUGGCUGUCAUUAAAUAAAAUCUAAGCAUGAGCAGGCUGUUUUUCAGAUUCUGUUGGUAAUUAGCUGACAAAAUGACAGCAAAACAAGUGAUUAAGAAGUCCCAUGCCAGGUCUAGCACCCAACCUGCAGUGUUGCAUUGGCAUUGUUUUCUGAAAGCACCGGUGGAGUCGAACCACCCACCAACGCAGGGCUGGCAGAGUGUGCUGCCCGCUGCGUGGCGUCAACCCGAGGUGCUUUUUUGUUUCAGUCACAAAGCAAGCAACAGCGGCUUCUACGGGGUGCAGAACCAGAGGCAUGACGUCACCCUCUCUGGCCACCCCCCCCGAAAGAGUUCCCUGCAGCUCUGAAAUCAGAAUGCAGUCAGCAAUGGACCUGUAUACAACUCCAAAUGGGGUAUCCUUCUUGAUGUUUGAAAAGAUGCCGUUAUGUUUACGCAAAACUCACUUCUAUUGAGGCUUCAAAAUUUUCUUUUGUAAAAAACCAUUGCUCUCUUUGACAGUGUCAAUGUCGUGUGGUAAUUAAGCCAGGUUUGUUUUCAGUGAGUGUUAUAGUCCUUGGUCGGUGAAGCAGAUCACUUCUAACGGAUGUAAAACUUCAAUUCUCUGGUGUACAUUUGUCUCAAUUUGCGUCAUAAAAUAUCAAACUUGUCUUAAAGCCUCAAACAACCCCCCUCCCCGGAAAAAGACUUCACUUAAAGUUCCUGUAAGCCUAACUGUCCAAGGGUAUUUACACCAUCCACCAGAAAGUGUCCGGGGGAUUGGGCAGGAUUGAGGAAGCCAGAGCCUAGCCAUUAACAGCUGGUAGCCAUGAUGGUGCUAGUACAGUGCAAAGAACUUGCCAUUGUCUUCCCGAGUAGUGAAAGAUUUGGGAAGAGUUUAGAAGUUCUCGAGCGAGAAGAA